Molecule: messenger RNA, 2374 nt
Organism: Drosophila suzukii
Lineage: Eukaryota; Metazoa; Arthropoda; Insecta; Diptera; Drosophilidae
Source: RefSeq, a predicted model, not a curated record
ACGCUCAGCGUGAGAGCCACGCAGCGAUUCGCCGACGCCCCCGCCGAAAAGAAAGAAAGACAGAAAGAGAGGGGGAGAGUGGCGAGUGAAAGAGAGAGGGCGAGCGAGGAGCCAGCAAUUAGACGCCUUUAGAAGCCCCAUAAUGCUAAUGGCGUUGACAGUGCUCAUCAUCCUCGCAGCGCGGCCACCGCAAUCGCAAUCGUUUCGUUACCGGGCACCGCUGAUAACCGUUAACCGUUAACCGCCGCCUUGCGACCGAGUCAAUCAUCAAUCGUACAUCGUCCACCGGCCGUCGUCAAUCGCCGCCGUCAAUCGUCCAUCGAAGCGGUACGGUCACGCUCCAAUCGCCGCGUUGCCGCCGCUCCAGUUAUCCAGUUGAUCAAUGUCACGCCGACGGAUGCCAACCGCUGGAGCAUCGCAGAUACAGAUACAGAUACAACAACCGCAUAGCAUAGCCGUGGCCUAUGGCUAUCUGAUCUGAAAAACAGUGCGUGUGUGCCUAUCUGAUACCCAGUAACCAGUAACAAACAACCGACCAAGCCCAGUCAAAUCCAAGCAGAUUAGAAAACGGAAACAAAGGUUUUUUGGAGUGCUCAUAGCCCACUUUAACUAAUAGUUCGAGUUUGAGAAGUUGGACAGUGUUUUGUUUGUUGGUUCCAUCGACUAAACCCCUACCAAAUGGUCACCUGCGGCCGGCAAACGUUCAACAUGCUGCCCAUGGCGCCGACGAGUCCUUUCGUGAGCAGCAGCUCCUCGGCGGCCGCGUCCUCGACUUCCGUUUCCGCCAGCACGGCCAGCGCUUCCGCCUCCGCGGGCAGCAAGCCCAAGCUGGCCUUCAGCAUCGACUCGAUUGUGGGCGAGUCCUCGACGAGAUCGGCUCCCCUGAGGGUCAGUGUGAUAUCCUCGCCGGCGCCGCGCAGCGAGAGUCCCGCCUCGCCGACAAACACCAACAACAGUGGCCGGCGGACGCCCAGGGGAUACAUCUACUGCCGCAGGCGGGAUUCCCUGGACAGAUCGCGCAGUCCACAGAGAUCGCCGGUCAGCCGUUCGCCAACGCCUCCAAAUGGAAAUCCUCCUGCAAAAUCAGGGGAUCCCCCGCCAGCGGGAGCGGGCAAUCCGCCCAAUCCAACCCUCAUCCGUCCGAUGCCCUUGCCGGCGCCGAAUCUAGCUUUAAUCCAGAACCGCACCUCGCCGAACCCCCUGGCGGUGCGCAUGGCGGGUCCGCCUCACCCGCCGCCGCCCCCCUUCCUCGCCGCCCAGUUCCAAAUGGCUGCCGCCCUGGCCCACCAUCACCAGCAGCAGCAGCAGCAGCAACAGCAGCAGCAACUUCCGCCCGUGCCAACUGGACCGCCACAUGGUCCGCAUCCGCAUCUGCCGCCCGGCCAAAUGCCAAUGGGGAUCUUCCCGGGCGGCCCGCAUCCGGGACAUCCUCCGCCCCACGGCCACCACCCCUUCGGGAGUGCUCCGCACCUGAUUCGCGACAGCUAUCCGCUGUACCCGUGGCUGCUCAGUCGACACGGCCGCAUCUUUCCACGCUUUCCAGGCAAUUUCCUGUUCCAGCCAUUCCGCAAGCCGAAGCGCGUUCGCACCGCCUUCUCGCCGACGCAGCUGCUCAAACUGGAGCACGCCUUCGAGGGGAACCACUACGUGGUGGGGGCGGAGCGCAAGCAGUUGGCCCAGGGACUCAGCCUGACCGAAACCCAGGUGAAAGUGUGGUUCCAGAACCGCCGCACCAAGCACAAGCGGAUGCAGCAGGAGGGCGGCGACGGGAGCGACACCAAGAGCAACAAGGGCAGCUCCUCCGGGGGCGGAGGAGGUGGCGAUGGCGAGGACGAUGGCAAGCACGACGGAUCGCAGCACAGCUACGAGGAUGCAGAGGAUCCCGAGGAGGACGAGGAGAUCGAGGAGGACGACGAGGACGAGGUGAUCGAUAUGGAUGACUAUGGCAGCGAAAUGGAUGCAGAGGAGCACCAACGACUGAGGGAGCAGUUCCAGCAGCAAUUGGCUCAGCACCAGCAGCAGUUCCUCCAGCAGAAUCCUUCGGAUGCGGCGGCCACCUUGAGUCCCCAGCAGCAGCAUCAGUUGCUGCAGCAGCACCAGCAACAUCUGCAGCAGCAACACCAGCAGCAGCAGCAACACUUCCUCCAGCAGCAGCAACUCUAUCUGCGGGAAAGGGAGCGGGAGCGGGAAAAGUCCCGGGAAAGGGAAAGGGAGCGGGAAAAGUAGUGACCCAUAGUUGCUAAACUCGGCUUACUCGGCUAUUUUGUGUUCCUUUAAUUUCCUGUAAAUUAUUUGUCAACUGUAUAGCUUAAUUUAAAUUGUUUACUACUUAAAAUACAAAUAACAAAGCCAAUAAAUAAAAGAAGGAAAUCAU